CGGGGGAAUCUUUGUCAGCCUUCUCGUCUGAUCGGUGUUAACACUUCCAGCUCCCUCUCAGCUUUGCCAGAUCUGCACCUGAGCUGCUGUUGCCUGUCUCCUUAAUCCCAGUUUUCGCUCUGUCAACCAAUCAGAAUUUGCAGCUGCAAUGUAAAAACAAAUCAAGGGUUUAACCUGGAUUAUAAUGCUAUGCGCCGUGUGUAUGUGUGUUAUUUGAUUGUUUUAGGCUGCCUGUUCAGCAAUUCGUGAAACUAGGACCUGGCUUAGUGAAAGUUUCCCUCCCACUUUGGGCCAGAAUCCAGCUGCUCUGCCAGCGGCUUGGUCCCUGCUCUCACUUCGCUCGGCCGCCUGCAGAGGAGUGGGAAGCAGAUGGUUUCGCCGGUCUCCUUGGGGCUCGCUGCUCUGGCCGGAGUCUUGCUGUGCCUGGCCACGCAGCUCCUGCAGUCAGCCGAAGUGGCGAGGCUCAGGAGGGAGCUGGAGGGGCUAAGGGCGGAGUGCGGUGACCAGGGCGACGGCAGGUCACUGGAUGUCUCCCCUGCACUGGGUAACAAGAGGUCACCUAGCAACACCUUGCCCGCAACUCCACACUGGGACCCACUGCAUCCUGCCCAUUUCCACCACAGGGAACCAGAGCGACAAACUCUCCGUGUGGAACGAGACUCCGGGAGCAAACUGAGGCACAGGCAGAGAAGAAGAAACUCAUUGAUUCACCUAGCACCAACCUCUUAUCAAUCAGAGGGUGACAAUACCAUUAUUCACUGGCAGAAGAUCAUACAUACCGGGCAAUCCUUCGAACAGAACAACAGUACAAUUGCCAUUAAAGGGAAUGGUUACUAUCUUAUUUACACUCAGGUCCUGUAUAAGGACCGGACGUUUGUCAUGGGUCAUGUCGUAAAAAGAAAGGAACAGAACAGGCAGAAAGAGGAAGAGACCCUGCUCAGAUGCACACAGAAUAUGCCUGAGGAACAGCCUUUCAACACCUGCUACAGUGCAGGUAUCUACAAGCUACAGAAAGGGGACAUCAUAGAACUGGUGAUUCCUCGGAAUUCUGCGACCAUUGUCAUGGAGAAAGAUUCGACUUUCAUGGGAUUGAUGAAAGUGUGACCUAACCAUAGAGUCAUAGAGAUGUACAGCAUGGAAACAGACCCUUCGGUCCAACCUGUCUAUGCCGACCAGAUAUCC
Messenger RNA from Chiloscyllium plagiosum (whitespotted bambooshark), 1182 nucleotides. It is a transcript of the gene tnfsf13, whose product is annotated as TNF superfamily member 13. NCBI's taxonomy places the organism in Eukaryota, Metazoa, Chordata, Chondrichthyes, Orectolobiformes, Hemiscylliidae. Gene Ontology annotation, cellular component: membrane. Gene Ontology annotation, molecular function: receptor ligand activity; tumor necrosis factor receptor binding. The record is from RefSeq and is a predicted model, not a curated record. Gene Ontology annotation, biological process: positive regulation of B cell proliferation; immune response.